UUCGCCGGUGCCGUGGAGGGCGGCGGGGAUGGCGCCACUGUGAUCUCCAACGCUCGGUCGCGCGAUCCAGCAGCUCCGGCACAGGAUUCUAGCGCCGUGCAUUGUGAUGCGCGGCGGAUCUACGAGUUUGUAGCGCAUGCACGAUCGUCAGGUGUGGCAUCGGGGAAUCGGCCCUGGCGAGGUUCCAUGGAUGCUUUUCCAGUGUCGAGGAUCAGCUCCGCGAGCACGGCAUCGACGUCGUCGUAUCGCUUCUUCCAUGGAUCGGCGGAGCUGAGGUAUUUGUUUCCAAGGUCGAGGAUCGCGGCGAGGAGUAGCCUCCAGGAGGCAACCAAGGCGGAUGAAUUGGCGAUCAACGGGACGCGCCUGGAAUCCUCCAAGCUGAACGGAAAUCCCGGCCAGGAGUUGCAAAAGGGCGGCGCUUCCUCGCUCAACACGGUGCUGGCAGCCAUAGCAGCGCUCCUGGUGGCAUCGCCCCGGCCUUACAGUCUGGCGCUGGAAUCUCAAAGGCAGGGCAGGCUCGUGGAAGGGAGGCUCGUCUAUCGCCAGACCUUCGUCAUUCGAUCGUAUGAAGUCGGGGUGGACAAGACGGCCUCCAUAGAAACACUCAUGAACCAUUUCCAGGAGGUUGCGUUAAACCACGUCUGGAUGUCCGGGCUUGCUGGAGAUGGAUUUGGAGCAACGCAUGCAAUGAUCCGGCACCGAUUGAUAUGGGUGGUGUCGAGAGUGCAUGUCCAAGUAGAGCGCUACGCUUCAUGGGGCGAUGCGAUUGAGAUCGAUACUUGGGUGGACGCGUCGGGUAAAAAUGGCAUGCGCAGGGACUGGCUCAUGCGAGACUACAAGUCGGGCCAGAUUUUGGCCAGAGCAACAAGCACCUGGGUGGUGAUGAAUCAGACGACGAGGAGGCUUUCUAAGAUGCCCGACGACGUCCGGGAGGAAAUAACUCCAUUCUAUCUCCAAAGACGCGCCAUUGUCAGAAACGUCUCGCACAAAAUCACCAAGGUCGAUGGCGCUACACAGUUUGCCCGCUCGGGUUUGACACCAAGGCAUGGAGAUUUGGACAUGAACCAGCACGUGAACAACGUAAAAUACAUCGGAUGGAUGCUCGAGAGCGUGCCUCUCUCUAUUGUUCAAGACCACGAAGUAUCGAGCUUAACUUUGGAGUACCGGCGAGAAUGCGGCCAGAAUGACGUUGUAGAGUCGAUGACCUGGGUACAACACGCAGAUUGCUUGAUCGCGGACGACAAUUUGGAAACGAAGACAGCGAACUUUGGCGGAAGUGGCGAGGAGACUGUGGAGCAGCCGCCGUGCCUGCUUCACCUCUUGCGAUUGCAGAGUGACGGCUCAGAACUCGUAAGAGGGAAGACCGUGUGGCGGAGGAAGAAAAAUCGAGAAGCCUGAUGCGUUUGUUCUUCUUUCACGUAGCCAAAAUAAAAAAGAGAGAUUUUUGGUUC
Messenger RNA from Selaginella moellendorffii, 1451 nucleotides. RefSeq names its product palmitoyl-acyl carrier protein thioesterase, chloroplastic. Bases 187 to 1398 code for a protein of 403 amino acids. Gene Ontology annotation, biological process: fatty acid biosynthetic process. The transcript is spliced from 6 exons. The record is from RefSeq and is a predicted model, not a curated record. Lineage: Eukaryota; Viridiplantae; Streptophyta; Lycopodiopsida; Selaginellales; Selaginellaceae. Gene Ontology annotation, molecular function: acyl carrier activity; fatty acyl-[ACP] hydrolase activity.